AUGUCUCAUCUAAUACGACGUCAUUCAAUGGAACAUUUAGAACUUUAUGAUCUUGAUAAAUUCAAUAUAAUUCCAUCAAAAAAUUAUCAAUUAACAUCACAAUUAUCAUCAUCUUCAUAUAAAUAUCAACAUCGAUAUUCAUUAAUAGAUUCAACACAUGAACGUUAUCAAUUUCUUUGCAAUAUAAAACGUAGUAAAAUAGAUCCUAUCUAUGCAGCUACACCCAUGUUUACAACAAUACCACAAUCAUUAAAUGAAGAAUAUUAUCAACAAUUAAAUGAUUCAUCAUCUAUACAUUUAGAUAAUGUUAAACCAUUAUCUCGUCUAUCAUCAAAAUCAAAUGUAUCAAAAACUAUUAAAAUAAUUCAAGAAGAAAAAGAUAAUAAUAAUGACAAUAAUCAAUCAAAACAUCAUGAUUGUACAGAAAUUAUUGAGAAAAUAUUCAAUAGACAUUAG
Molecule: messenger RNA, 456 nt
Organism: Rotaria sp. Silwood1
Lineage: Eukaryota; Metazoa; Rotifera; Eurotatoria; Philodinida; Philodinidae
Source: the annotation of a GenBank genome assembly